Molecule: messenger RNA, 2341 nt
Organism: Melopsittacus undulatus (budgerigar)
Lineage: Eukaryota; Metazoa; Chordata; Aves; Psittaciformes; Psittaculidae
Product: mitochondrial carnitine/acylcarnitine carrier protein
Exons: 9
Coding region: 333-1238 (301 amino acids)
Biological process (GO): carnitine transmembrane transport; mitochondrial transport
Cellular component (GO): mitochondrial envelope
Molecular function (GO): O-acyl-L-carnitine transmembrane transporter activity
Source: RefSeq, a predicted model, not a curated record
CGGUCCCCAGCUCGGAACACGACGAAGCUCCGGAAGGGGGGGUGAGGUGAUGGAGAGGAUUGAGUUGGCGGCGCGGGGUCACCCCAAGGAACUGCCUGAGUGCUCUCAGGAGCCGCUGUCGGACCCACGGGACCGCAGCCGGUAGCAGCGCUCGACGGAGGAAGGUCCUGCAGCCGCUGCCGCGCUCCCGACCUGCCCUGCGCUCACCGCCCCCAGCAUCCCGGCGUGCCGCGCGGCCCGGCACUGGGGGAAAGGUCGCGGGGCGGACGGGGUGGCACUGGCGCGGCGGAGACGCAGCGCCCUGGCCCCGUUCAUCACCCACCGCCGCCGCCAUGGCGGAGCAGCCGCAGCCUAUCAGCCCUGUGAAGAACUUCUUCGCUGGCGGCUUCGGGGGGGUUUGCUUGGUGUUCGUGGGGCACCCGCUGGACACCAUCAAGGUCAGACUGCAAACCCAGCCGAAGCCACAGCCUGGUCAGCCUUCGCUCUAUUCUGGGACCUUUGACUGCUUCAGAAAGACUCUGGUUGGAGAGGGAGUCCGAGGCUUAUACAGAGGAAUGGCAGCUCCUAUUAUCGGAGUGACACCCAUGUUUGCAGUGUGCUUCUUUGGAUUUGGCUUGGGAAAAAGGCUCCAGCAGAGAAAACCUGAUGACGUUUUGACAUAUCCUCAGCUGUUUGCUGCUGGCAUGUUGUCAGGUGUGUUCACAACAGUAAUCAUGGCUCCAGGAGAGAGAAUCAAGUGCCUUUUACAGAUCCAGGCAGCUACAGGUGAAACUAAAUACAGUGGCUCUUUGGACUGUGCAAAACAGUUGUACCGUGAGGCUGGGAUUCGUGGCGUAUACAAGGGGACCGUGCUCACCCUCAUGAGAGAUGUCCCAGCCAGUGGAAUGUACUUCAUGACGUAUGAAUGGCUGAAGAACAUUCUGACCCCUGAGGGAAAGAGUGUGAAUGAACUUAGUGCAGCAAGGAUCCUCUUUGCUGGGGGCCUGGCUGGGAUCUUCAACUGGGCAGUUGCCAUUCCACCAGACGUGCUGAAAUCCCGUUUCCAGACUGCUCCUCCAGGAAAAUACCCAAAUGGCUUUAGAGAUGUUCUGAGAGAACUUAUCAGAGAGGAAGGAGUUGCAUCUCUGUAUAAGGGCUUCACAGCUGUAAUGAUAAGGGCAUUUCCUGCUAAUGCAGCAUGUUUCCUUGGGUUUGAAAUUGCCAUGAAGUUUCUUAACUGGGUUGCACCAGGUCUAUGAAGACUAUGAAGUCUUUGGAAAUGAGAGAGGAGGAGAGUGCAAAUCUGCCUCAAAGGAAUAAAUGAUCACUUGAGGUUUCAGGAAUGAUUGCUUGCCUAAUACCUUUUUGCCUUCCUCACAUUCUUUUAGGUGGUGCUAUGUGCCGUUCAGAAAUGUAAGCCAUAGCUCUGAAACAGAGUUAAUGAGAAGUUAGAGGUGAUUCACCUGUCUUCUGAGCCAAUGUACCACAGCAGUACUGCUGCUAACAGACAGCUAUCGCUAUUACACAGUUACACACGCUACCUUAAGUCCUUCCUCAUGGAGGAAGGGGACACUUUUUAUAAUGUAAUUAUUUACUGAAGAAACAUGUAGCUGUUAAUGCUGAAAAGCUUCCUCAAAACAGUUGUUUGGCAGUGUGUACUUAACUCAGGGUGUAUGUUAGCAGCUGCACACACUGGUGUCUAUAAGCAGUGUCAGAGCAUUCUUGUCUCCUGUAGUUUUAGUUGUGGCUAUUCCUAUGUUUUCAUCUUAUAUGCAUGUAAUGAAGCAAGCACAGAACUAAGCAGGGGUGGCCAGAACUAUGCUUCAGGGGGCAGGAGGUGCUACAGAUGCUGUAUCAGAUCUUGCACGCUUAUCUUUUCUGUGGAACUACUAGGGAAAAUGAACUAUGCUUAACAUUUGUACUAAGCUUUACUGAGGCAGCCAGAGGGGAAACAUGUUUGAUUAACCUGAAGUUUUCUUAUAAAUCCCUUUCUGUCCCACUGAAGAUAUGCAAAUGUGACUUCAAAAGUACAGCACGGUUCAUAGCAACCCAUGCUAUAUUUGAAUCAUCAGAGGCUGCGUCCUGGGAUUCAAUCCCUGACACUGACCUGAGAAAAUUUGACAGAACUUCUGAGAGCUCCAUUGCUCUGACACCAGGGGGAGUACAGCAAGGGGAUGCUGGCUCUGCAUCUUGUCUAACUUUAGUCUUGCUCCUGUUCCUUGUUUUCUCUUAAUAUCAUUAAAUAUAAUCAUAUUUUCAUUGAGAAAUUACUAAUGUUGAUAAGGAAAAAGGAAUUCUAAUUUCUCUUGGGUUUGAUGCAGUGUUAUGAAAGUCAAUAAAGCUAACUAUUCCUUGGCUGGAA